Molecule: messenger RNA, 2268 nt
Organism: Penicillium daleae
Lineage: Eukaryota; Fungi; Ascomycota; Eurotiomycetes; Eurotiales; Aspergillaceae
Product: putative rhamnosidase B
Exons: 5
Coding region: 1-2268 (755 amino acids)
Biological process (GO): carbohydrate metabolic process
Source: RefSeq, a predicted model, not a curated record
AUGGUGUCAAAGGAGGACAAAAAGAUCGUCAAUGCUCUCCAGGCAAACUGGAUCUGGAUCCCCAACUGGGUCGAUUCCUCAAGUUUGAACACAGCAGGCAGAAUUGUCAAUUUCGUUCGCCAUAUAGACCUACCGUCAACUCCAACGCGGUCGGAAUUGCAUUUUUCAGCGGAUACACGUUACAAGUUGUUUGUCAAUGGAGUACGUGUCGCUGUUGGGCCUACCAGAAGCAGUCCUUUGAUCUGGUACUAUGAUUCACUUGAUAUUGCUCCCUACUUGAAGCCCGGGAAAAAUGAAAUUCGCUUUGCGGUACUGCGAUACUUUUCGUGCUCACGUGGAGCUAUGGCCUUUGAACGCACAGCUCUUCCGGGAUUGACGAUUGUUGGCCACGUCGAGGCUGGCGGCGAAACAAUUGACCUUGGCUCUCUCCAGGGCUGGAAAGCGUCUCCAGACGAGUCUAUUCAAUUUCCAUCGGGAUUGGUAGAUGACGUUUUCCUUCAUAUUAGCGAACGUAUCACUCCAGCCGACUCGACCGCCGAAAUUACGCCAGUUCCAUACAGUAUCAGAACUUUGAAUGGAGAUAUUGCUCCUUGGGCUCUUCACCCACGCCCAAUUCCUAUGCCAGAGUCAACCCCGGCCGAUUGCCAUUCAACUGCCUUCAUCCGAUGGACAUUCAAGGCCGCCAAGAACCCUUCCGAGAUCAAGCUCAAAGUGACCUACUCUGAGGGAUACGAACUUGAACCUCGUUCUUAUCCCUUCUUCCGGUCUAAAGCUGAUCGGCUGAAUGCCGAGGGUGGUCAUAUUAUAGGACCGUACGAUGAGGUCGUGCUCAAGGUCUCCGAAACAGAAACCUCUUAUGAACCGUUCUGGUUCCGGACCUUCCGACUCCUUCGACUCGAAAUCACCGUCGGUGAAGGGCCAGUUGAGCUCAAGUCAUUUGAAGCGACCCAGGUCAACUAUCCAAUGGCUGUAAAAGCUAGCUGGAAAGAAUCAGGGGAUCUGCACAGCAAAGAUAUCUGGGACGUAUCGGUUCGGACAAUGCGAAACUGCAUGUUUGACGGCUAUUCUGAUUGUCCCUUCUAUGAACAACUUCAAUACUCUGGAGAUACUCGCUCAGUUGGAUUGUUCCAUUAUCUUUUGUCCGGUGACGAUCGACUGAUGCGACAAGCUAUCACAAACUUCGCUGCCUCGGUAACGCCUUGUGGCCUCACUCAGUCUCGUUUCCCAUCGCAUGCGCCACAGAUUAUCGCAGGAUUUUCCCUUUACUGGGUUCUACAAAUAUGUGAUCACUUUAUGUUCUUUGGAGAUAAACCCUUUGCUCGCAGCUUUGUGCCGCGGAUCGACGGGGUCUUUGAGUUUUUCGAUGCGCACAUCGAUGACUUGGGCCUUGUCAGUGGGCUGCCGGAGGAGAUUUGGCAAUACGUUGACUGGGUGACAACAUGGGGCGCGACUGACGAGCAUCCCGACAAAGGAGUGCCAACAUCCGGUCGAAAGUCGAACCGUCACACAUAUUUCAGCAUGCUUUACGCCUAUGUUCUUCGGAAGGGUGCUGAACUUCUCCGCCACGUUGGGCGGCCCGGGAAUGCGGAAGAGUAUGAGAGUCGAGCGGCACGACUUCUAGAAGCUAUCCGCAAACAUUGCUUUGAUGGUGACUUCUUCACAGACUCUACGGCAGAUGUUGCAGACGAGCUAUCCUAUUCUCAACACUGCCAGGUGUUUGCUGUUCUUUGUGGAGCUGCCACCCCAGAUCAGCACCAGCACAUCUUGUCAGAGAGCUUCACCAAUCCACGUUUCUCAAAGUGCUCGUAUAUGAUGCGAUUCUACGCCUUCCGUGCCCUUGCGGAGGCUGGGGGCCAGCUAUACGACAAGUUUUGGAAUUCAAUGUGGGCGCCAUGGCGCCAAAUGCUUGCCAAUAACCUGUCAACCUGGGAAGAGGAUGACGUUCGACAACGCUCGGACUGCCACGCAUGGGGCAGCGUUCCAAUAUAUGAGUACUGCACUGAACUCGCUGGUAUCUGCCCAGUGGCGCCGGGGUCGUCUAAAAUACGCUUCAAGCCUCGUUUGCAACUGAGUGACUCGAUUGAGGCAAAGAUUGUUCUAGGACAUGAAAAUAUCGCUCAUGUCUCGUGGCGUCAGGGCAAUGGCACUGAGAAACUUGUGGAGCUUAGACUUGGUCACCCUGUCGAAGUGACGAGUCAACUUCCGGGGGGGCAAGAGAUAAACCACGGGGCGGUAAGCCAUCUUAAUUUGGUUUAUAGUCAGUCUUAA